Molecule: messenger RNA, 4050 nt
Organism: Drosophila bipectinata
Lineage: Eukaryota; Metazoa; Arthropoda; Insecta; Diptera; Drosophilidae
Source: RefSeq, a predicted model, not a curated record
AAAUCUAACCUUUCCCAACACUGCUAGUCGCCGCGUUUGCUUUUUUUUGCUAUCCGAAUUUUGAUCGUUGUUUUUCUCCCUUUAUUUUCCGCUUUGAUAAAAAAUGGGGGACAGCGAUAACGAGAGCGAUUCGAGCAGCAGCUCUAGUGGAAGCGGAAGCUCCAGCUCCUCCAGUUCAUCCUCGUCCGAAAACUCGAGUCGCAGGAGUAGCGAGCGGGAAGAGGAAGCACCCGCCGCAAGGCCGCAGGAAUCCGAAAAUCCUAAUACUAAGGAUGCGAAGAAGGAUUUAGAAGAAAGUGAAGCAGCCGUGGAAAAGGAGAAAUCCGUAGAGAAGGAUAAAAUUCGUGAGGCCGUCGCCGCGGCAGAGGCGGAACCAAUUUCCCAUACUGCUGGCGUGGAAAAGCGGCAAGAAGAAGAAGAAACAGUAGCAGCCGCAACUGCAGUGCCAGCAGAAGUAAAUGAAGCAGAAACUACAGGGGAAACUGUCAAAGCUGAAUCACCUGGCAAUGGCGACGGGGAAUCUGCAGGUGCAACUGAAGACCAGGAGGCGAAACCACAAUCGGUGGCCGGAAAGUUGGACGAUGUGGCGGAAGAAGAUAAGGAGCAACCGCCACAGCAAGCAAGCAAUGAUAACAGUGGGGAAUCCCCUAAAGACACAAAUGCCACAGUGGAACCCCCGCCAGUGGACAAUCACAUCGAAGAGGGCGAAAUAACCGAUAGAGACGACGAGGAAGUCGAGCCAGUUAAGGAAAAGGAAACACCCACCGAAGUCAGCACAAAGAGUCCAUCAAAGGACAACCAUGCUACGCGCAGUCGUAGCCAGGAUGACAAGCGUCGCCGGCAGCGUUCCUCUAGCAGGAGCCGUUCUCCGCGUAGCCGCCGACCUCGUCGGUCGCGGAGCAGAGCCAGCAGGUCCCGCAGCCGCAGCGUAAGCCCCGUACGUCGCAGGUCCAGCUCCUUGGAAAGAAGGCGCUUGGAGCGACAAAGGCGCCACGAGGAGCGGGACAAGCGGGAUAAGGAACGCGAGAGGGAGCGCGAGAAGCGUCACCAAAAACGGGAAAGAUCUCAUAGUAAGCGCCGAGACGAUUCGCGGGACCGGCGGCGAUCCAAAGAACGCAGGAGGGACCGUUCUGCGUCCAGGGACCGCAAGAGAGAACGCUCCAGUUCCCCGCCUCCCUCGAAGUCUGUCAGUAAUCCUCCAGUGGCCAAUGCAGAUAACGAAACUGUAACCGAACCGGCUGCUAAGAUUACAGAGCGGCAGCGAAAGACUGUCGAUGUACUGACUUCUCGUACGGGAGGAGCAUACAUCCCGCCGGCGAAACUGCGCCUGAUGCAGGCUGAGAUCACCGACAAAGCCUCAGCGGCUUACCAGCGAAUCGCCUGGGAGGCUCUGAAAAAGUCCAUCCACGGUUACAUCAACAAGGUUAACGUGACCAACAUUGCUAUCAUAACCAGGGAGCUUUUGCGGGAGAACAUAGUGCGAGGCCGGGGCUUGCUGUGCAGGAGCAUUAUCCAGGCACAGGCUGCCUCGCCCACCUUCACGCAUGUCUAUGCUGCUCUCGUCUCCAUCAUAAACUCCAAAUUCCCCAAUAUCGGAGAGCUGCUCCUGAAGCGUUUGGUCAUUCAAUUUCGCCGUGCUUUCCGACGUAACGACAAACUAGUCUGCAUGUCGGCCACCAGAUUCAUAGGUCAUCUGGUUAACCAGCGCGUGGCCCACGAGAUUCUGGCCCUCGAAAUCCUGACCCUCCUGGUGGAAACACCUACUGACGAUUCCGUGGAGGUGGCCAUUGCCUUCCUCAAGGAGUGCGGCAUGAAACUGACCGAGGUCUCUUCCAAAGGCAUCGGGGCCAUCUUCGAGAUGCUGCGGAAUAUCCUGCACGAGGGUAAGCUGGACAAGCGUGUCCAGUACAUGAUCGAGGUGCUGUUCCAAGUGCGGAAGGACGGCUUCAAGGACCACCCAGCUGUCGUGGAGGAGCUCGAGCUUGUGGAGGAGGACGACCAGUUCACUCACCUCAUGAUGCUGGACGAGGCCACCGAAACGGAGGACAUACUAAAUGUUUUUAAGUUUGAUGACAACUACGCCGAGAAUGAGGAGAAGUACAAGGGCCUGAGCAACGAGAUCUUGGGCAGUGAAGACGACAGUGGAUCAGGCUCGGGCUCUGGGUCUGGUUCGGAUAGCGAUUCGGACGGGGAAUCCGGGGAGGAUGCGGACAAACAAACCAAAACUGAUGCGGGCGACAUCAUUGAUAACACCGAGACGAAUCUGAUUGCUCUGCGACGCACCAUUUACUUGACCAUUAACUCCAGCUUGGACUACGAGGAGUGCGCCCACAAGCUGAUGAAGAUGCAACUGAAGCCCGGUCAGGAGGUGGAGCUGUGCCACAUGUUCCUCGACUGCUGUGCCGAGCAGCGCACCUACGAGAAGUUCUACGGACUGCUUGCCCAGCGAUUCUGCAACAUCAACAAGAUCUAUGUGCCUCCGUUUGAGGAGAUCUUCAAGGACACCUACCAUACCACCCACAGACUGGACACCAAUCGCCUGCGGAACGUCAGCAAGUUCUUCGCCCAUUUGCUCUUCACGGACGCCAUCAGCUGGGAUGUGCUGGAAUGCAUUUUGCUAAAUGAAGAUGACACCACAUCCUCGAGCAGAAUCUUCAUAAAGAUCCUCUUCCAGGAGCUGGCUGAAUACAUGGGACUAGGCAAGCUGAACAACAAACUGAAGGAGGACGUUCUGGUGGGGAGCCUGGCGGGAUUGUUCCCGAAAGACAACCCAAGGAACACCCGCUUCUCCAUUAAUUUCUUCACCUCCAUUGGAUUGGGUGGACUUACCGACGACUUGAGAAUGUUCCUGAAGAACGCACCCAAAGCUGUUCCAGCCAUCAACGUCGAGGUCAACAGCACAGGAAAUCCUUUCAGAGAUGGCUCGGCCCCGACUGGCAAUUCCCAGCUACCGGGCUCCUCUUCGUCAUCCUCCUCCUCGGACAGCAGCAGUGAAAGCUCCUCCGAGGAAGAGUCCAGCUCUUCCAGUGAAUCCUCGAGCUCCGAUUCCAGCUCCGAACCGCAGAAGAAAAAGAAGCGCAAGGACAAGCGUAAGAAGAAGUCUAAGAAGAGCAGCAAGGAUAAGGCCAAGAAGAGUAAAAGCAAAAAGCGGGAACGAGAACGAGAACGGGAGCGGGAACGAGAACGAGAAAAGCAAAGAGAGAAGGAGCGCGAGAGAGAAAAAGAAAGGCUUCGGGAGAAAGAAAAAGAAAAGCGCGAAAAGGAGAAGAAAGCCGCCAAAAAGAAGUCAAAAGAAAAGAAGAAACGACGACACAGUUCCAGUUCAAGCAGCAGCGAUGACAGCGAGAAGUCCUCGGAAGCCUCAUCCUCGAAUUCCUCCAGCGACGAAGACAGUAGCGGAGAGCCUCCGGCUAAGACCCAGCGGCAGGAGGAAGUCCAAAGAAACAACAAAUCCCGAGGGAAACACCGUGACAGUGACGAAUUCAAUCUCGAGGGACCCAACUCCCGCGAUCCUGAUCGCUAUCAAUCCGCCAAUGGAAACGGACACAGAAGGAAAGAUAAUUCUUCGUACGAUAGAUCCCGGGACCAAUCUCCCAACGAUAGAGACAGAAACCGAGAGAAUUCCAACUACGGCAGGGAAAGGAAUCGCGAGAAUUCUUCGCAACGGAAGCGGGAAAGGUCAGUUUCCUACGAAAAGCCACGCAGGAGAGAGAAUUCUUCCCCACGCGAGCGGCGUGGUGAGAAGAAAAGCCGCGGUGAGAAACGUGGCAGUGAGCGCUCUUCCCGAGACGAUCGUGCACGUGAGAGAGACCGUGAUUCCAAAAGGCAGCGGGAUAGGGAGCCGGAAAGGGAUAGAUCCCGAGACCGUCCACGCAGAGAGCGCAGCCCAUACCGUUCCAAGGGCCGUGCCUGAAUCCAGGAGGUGACUGACAACUAAAGGCACUUAAAUAUUUGUGUUAAUGAUUUAACAUGUAAAAUUGUGUACAAAAACCCACUAAGCUGAUAAAACAAAAAUAAAUUGUGCAUAUUCCAAUUGACAAGACCCAAGAA